Melanotaenia boesemani (Boeseman's rainbowfish) is the source of this 660-nucleotide messenger RNA. Its product is annotated as stonustoxin subunit alpha-like. Gene Ontology annotation, molecular function: protein binding. The annotation marks the transcript as partial. The transcript has 3 exons. Lineage: Eukaryota; Metazoa; Chordata; Actinopteri; Atheriniformes; Melanotaeniidae. The record is from RefSeq and is a predicted model, not a curated record.
AUGUCGGAGGUUUCCAGUCAGGACGGCAUCAGACAAGGAUGCAACACCUCACCCUCGCUGGUUAUAAUGGUCGCUGAGCUGCUGGCUAUCAGUCUUACAAACAAUGGGGUUGAAGUGGAGCCUGCUGGAGAACCAUGGUUGAGACCAGGAGGUCUGAGGAAGUAUUCCUGUCCACUCACCAUCCACAUGAACACAGUGAACAGAAGACUCAAACUGUCUGACAACAACAGGAAGGUGACACAUGUGGAGGAGCGUCAGUCAUAUCCUGGUCAUCCAGACAGAUUUAACUUGUGUCCUCAGCUGCUGUGUGAAAAUGUUCUGACUGGUCGCUGCUACUGGGAGGUCGAGUGGAGAGGAAGAGUUUUUAUAUCAGUGAGUUACAGAGAAAUCAGAAGGAGAGGAAACAGCAGAGACUGUUGGUUUGGAUUCAAUGAUCAGUCCUGGAGUCUGAGAUGCUCUGAUGAUGAAGGUUACUCUGUCUGGCACAAUAACAGAGAAACACGCAUCACCUCCUCCUCCUCCUCCUCCUCCUCCUCCUCCUCUGUCUCUAACAGAGUAGCAGUGUAUGUGGACUGUCCUGCUGGCUCUCUGUCCUUCUACAGAGUCUCCUCUGACUCACUGAUCCACCUCCACACCUUCAUCACCACAUUCACUCAUCCU